UUGACAAAACGAGCGUAGCGACGUGGUGAUAUCUCAAUAACUAAAAUUUGGGUCGUUGGAUUGGAUAAGCCAUAUUAAACUCGACAAGUUCCCAGUGAAACUCAAGGUACGGAAUAUAUGUCGGGUUCGAAUUCAACGAUCGCCGUGUUGUAGCUUCAUGGUUAUACUCCGGACCGGAACUAUCGACGUAUGAAUGGGUCGGGGUCCGUACGCUACCCUACGAGGAGAAACUGGAAUUCUUGCCUGAGCGCCUUUUCAACAACAGCCGUCGGAUGCUUGCCAUGCGCCGCACCCGCUCGAUCUGCGCCGUCCAUUUCGAUCGGCUGCUGGCCUUGGCGCCAACUAAUUCUGCAGCCCCCUCCGAGUCUCGGACCAGCCAAAAUGCCCCGCAAAACGGCGGCGCCGAGGAGGCCUUAUCUCCAAACUCCGAGUCGACUCGCUCCAACCACCCUCAUGCCGACUCGACACGCGCCUUUUGCUCCAACGCCCUGAAGAUCUCCGCGAAGUGUCGGCGCCUUCGCGAGGGAAAACAAGUGCAUGCACGCGUGGUGAAGUCAGGGCUGUGUAGCUUUCUGUCCUUGCAGAAUCAGGUCUUGGAUGUUUACGUCAAAUGUGGGCAGUACUGCGAUGCCCGGACAUUGUUCGACGAAAUUCCCAUGAAGAAUGUCGUCACGUGGAACACAUUGAUCUGCGAUGCCGCAGCUCGUGGCGCUGAUACUGAGUUGUUCUCUGAGUUGGUUAUUUAUUUCAGGAGGAUGUUGAUGGAGUCGGUGAAUCCGGACUUCCUGACAUUUAAUGGUCUCCUCCGAUCUUGCCUAGAGUCUGAUGACAUUCAGGUCGGUAGGCAGUUGCAUUGUUUUAUAGUGAAAUACGGGGUUGGUAUGAAUUGUUUUGUCAGCAAUGGUCUUAUUAGUUUAUACGGGAAAUGUGGUCGAGUGGAAGAGGCGAGGCAGUUUUUUGAUGAAGUAGUUUAUCGGGAUUUAGCUGUUUGGAAUGCGAUGUUUUCUUGCUAUGCUUCGACAUUCUCAGCUGAAGAGGCUUUUGGGUUAUUCAAUUUAAUGCAGUUGGCUGGAGUGAAAGGCGAUGAGUUCACGUUUUCUAGUUUGCUUAGCUGUUGUGCCACUUCAGGACAAUGGCUAUUGAUUGGGCAAAUUCACGGUCUUGCGAUUAGACUUUCUUUUGACGCAGAUAUUUUAGUGUCGAGUGUGCUUGUCGAUGCAUGUGGGAAGAAUGGACGAAUAGACGAUGCUCACAAGGCUUUCCGCAUGACGCCAUCUAAGAAUGUUGUUUCUUGGAACACUAUCAUUGUAGGAUAUGGAAGGGUUGCAGAUGGAUUGAUGGCCAUGAAGCUUCUUCAAGAAAUGCUCCAGAAAGACUUCCACCCCGACGAAUUGACUCUGGCUAGUGUUCUUAGCUCUUGCGGCAAUACAUCAUCCUCAUCUGAAAUAAUGCAAAUCCAUGCUCAUACAAUCAAAAGUGGGUUCGAAUCUUUCUUGUCAGUUUUAAAUUCUCUGAUAAAUGCGUAUUCCAGAUGUGGGCACAUGGACAGUGCAUCUAAAUGUUUCAGCUCGGUAGAUGAACCUGAUCUUGUAACAUGGAGUACAAUCAUCCGUGGAUAUGGAUUUAAUGGUCUAGCUAAAGAAGCUACAGAAGAUUUUGAGAAGAUGUUAUCUUGUGGCAUAUGGCCAGAUAAAAUUGCUUUUCUUGGGGUUAUCUCUGCCUGUGCUCACGCUGGAAUGGUAAGCAAGGGCCUUCAUUACUUCUAUUUGAUGAUCAAUACAUAUCGGCUUGUGCCUGAUGCGGAGCAAUACGCGUCUCUAAUCGAUCUUGCUGCACGUGCUGGUCUUCUGGAUGAGGCUUAUGAUUUGUUGACCAAACUGCCUGAACUACAUGCAAAAAUGCUACGAGCAUUUAUGGGGGCAUGUAAAGUCUAUGGCAACAAGAAGUUAGUGCAUGAAGCUGCUGAGAUGCUACUCUCUAUAGAGCCGAAUGAGACUGUCAAUUACAGUCUUACGUCAAAUAUCUAUGCUUCUGAAGGAAGGUGGACAGAAGUAGCAAGACUAAGGAAAAAGAUGACAGACAGGUGUGACAAUAAAGUUGCUGGUUGUAGCUGGAUUCAUCUUUCAGGUCACAUUCGGGCAUUUGUUUCGAGUGACAAGUCCCACCCACAAGCCUUUGAAAUAUAUGCAUUGCUCGGAAUGUUGCUUAGGCAACUGGAGGAGGACAGUGAUUCCCAAUUCUGUUGUUAAUUUGGAUC
Molecule: messenger RNA, 2257 nt
Organism: Rhodamnia argentea
Lineage: Eukaryota; Viridiplantae; Streptophyta; Magnoliopsida; Myrtales; Myrtaceae
Product: pentatricopeptide repeat-containing protein At2g46050, mitochondrial
Exons: 1
Coding region: 273-2249 (658 amino acids)
Biological process (GO): RNA modification
Molecular function (GO): RNA binding; protein binding
Source: RefSeq, a predicted model, not a curated record